AUGGCGCUGCCUGUGGAUGCUGGUGCUGGGAUGGUACUCCCACCGCCCGAUCCCAUCACGCCACGACAAGCGGUCGACGACGUACUUCUGAUCCUGAUGCAGAUCCGACAUAAACUCAAGACCAUGAUCGACUGGUACAUCUACCCGGAAAUCAUCCCGAACGAGAUCCAAGCGUACGACCCGCGACUGGUGAUUCUACAGCAACGGCUAAGAUCCAUGGCCACGCUCUCGUAUCCACAGCUACCAUACCUCAUCGACAACUCGGAUGUCAUAGCCGCACAGUACUUGACCGUGAUAGUCAGCCAACUACUCAACUCGGUGCACGGGAUCCAGAAGAUCUUCAUGAACCACUAUGACCGCGACUUGGAAGACUCGCGACCAUUUGCGACCAUCUGGGAAACCUUGAACUACCGUAUAGAACAACUCAACCAGAUCCCCAACCUCAACCCCAACAACCCACGGCGUCUGCGACCCGAAGAUCUGCGCGCCAACGAGCUGGGCAAUUUCUGUCGUGGUGCACUCCAGAUCAGCAACAACCGCGACAAAGGCCGGCUUUCCUUCGUGGACAAGAAAGAUCUGCUCGACGAGGAGCGGCGGAAACUCAAGGCCUUCGGCGGCGCCUUUCUCAACUGGGAGUGUCCCGAGUGUGCAUACAAGGUGCGCUACCACGUCGCGAGUAGCGUGACGUCCAACAUCCACAGCACCGACGAGAUUCGCGAGCACGACGGCGUCGCCGUACAGUACCGCAGUUCCUUCGCCGCCAAGUGUCACCUCUACCUACCGCUCAGCGAGAAGGCGAAGGCGUCGAUGUCGACAUCCUCGACCAACACUCGCCGCGACAGCAAUAUCCUGGGCGCCGUGGUCAAGUAUGGCUGUGUUUUCUGUUUCGCCCGCGGACGUCAGCUGGAGCGCGGCGACAGUGCAUUCACCACGGCCCGCGACUUGGUCGAGCAUAUCGACCACGAGCAUAGAAAUCCUCUUCCGCCGAGUAUGAUGUUGCAUCGAUUCCUUGUCGCUGUGGAGGGGAAGACGCACGAUGAGUGGAAACGAUGGGAUUUGAAUUUUGUCUAG
Molecule: messenger RNA, 1071 nt
Organism: Capronia epimyces CBS 606.96
Lineage: Eukaryota; Fungi; Ascomycota; Eurotiomycetes; Chaetothyriales; Herpotrichiellaceae
Exons: 1
Coding region: 1-1071 (356 amino acids)
Source: RefSeq, a predicted model, not a curated record